AUGCUAGACUACGCACCUACGAUGACGCGUAUCAUGCGAUUGAAACCCAACAACCUGCAAAUUUCUAUUCCAACCAGGGCUGCUUUGACAAAGCAGCAACUUUCGGCGGAAGCUGGCGACCAUAGUCAAGAAAAUGUCGAACACAGCAUUGAGUUGGACUUUUUCCAGACUUGCCCUCUUGGCUCUGGGUUUGAAUUGGAUUGCUGGAAAAAGGAAACGCCCCAUUUUGCCGCUGAACGAACAGAGACAAAGUCAAUGCCGGAAAAUUCUUCACUUGAUGAUGAUGAUGAUUCAGAUGAUUUUGAUUGGGGAGACGACUCUUCGUCCUCCUACAAUAGAGCAGAGGAGCAAGACAAUAGCUCUAUUUCUGCAGAUGGCGAUCCGUCUGACCCCCACGUACCGAAGCAAGGAAUUCGAGGGGAACAACAAGAACCGAAUCCCUCCGCAGAUGCUGCAAACAGACGAAGUCAAAAUAUUUCCACAUCCAUUCAAAAUCUCAAGCCUCAAUUUCAGGCUGCAGCGGAUCAUAUUUCUGGGAGACACGUUCAUUUUGGAGCCGCAGUGGUCACCGCAGAAUUUACAUAUGAAAAACCAUCCAACGAUGAUUUCUUUCAGCUUUAUUACAGUGCCCAUGAACUUCAACGCCUUCAAGACCAAUACAGAAUUGAUGUUGCUUGCUAUGGCAAGAUCCAUAGGAAGUCCAAUGUCCAGAACAAUAAGGUUUCGUCAGGGAGAGUGGACGACGAUGGUGAGAAUGAUGUCAAGCUUGUCGAUUAUUGUCCAGACUAUCCUGUCUGGUAA
Molecule: messenger RNA, 801 nt
Organism: Cylindrotheca closterium
Lineage: Eukaryota; Bacillariophyta; Bacillariophyceae; Bacillariales; Bacillariaceae
Source: the annotation of a GenBank genome assembly